GGCGGCCACCUGUUUUGAGAAUGCUGCAACCAAGCUGUGGAGAGAUCUAUAGUAAUCACGUUCCUGACCUGCAGGAUGGUUGGAGAGAGGAGUUCAAAGUUCAAAGCUGCAGCUUCUCUGCUCCAUCUCCCGUCCAUAAACACCAACUAAUAGGGCAGCAUGAAUCUCCUCAGGGUGAUCUGCUAGUUUUAACCUGGAGCUGGAGCCUUCAGUCAAUGUGCUCAGUCAACGCUGAAGGCGGCAGAGUCAAGUUUAAAGUUAGAGGAGACAGAGGCCUGAGGGGGAUCCAGCCUGAAACGUUUGGUUAGAAGUCAACUAAAACAGAAAGCCAGAGUUGUGUUAAAAACCCUGGACGCCUCUCUACUUCCUACCUUCCCUGCUUUUCUGAGGUUUGUAACUUUCUACCAUCACAGCAAAGUUAAGGACCUGCUUCAACCCCACUAGUGCUGAAAAACCCGCAGCAACAUCCUGACAACAUGGAAAGACUGAUCAACUUGAGAAGCACUCUUGUCCGUUCAGGACAUCCUGCUGUCUACCAGUUGAAAACAAAAAAGGAGGAGCUUGGAGGUCUGACAAACGUGAAAAUUGGUGAAAAUGAUAUUAAAACAAAUAAAACCAUCUUACUCAUUGGUGAAACUGGAGCAGGAAAAUCUACUCUGAUCAACACUUUGGUCAACUACGUCAUGGGAGUGAAGUUUGAGGAUAAUGUCUGGUUUCAGAUUGUAGAAGAGGAGGAAGGUGGGACAUCAGAUGUGAUCGUGUAUGAGAUCUUUGGUUUUGAAGACAGUCCUCUCCCAUACGCUCUGACUAUCAUUGAUAGUCCUGGAUAUGGAAACACAGAGGGGAUAAAACAUGAUAGAAGGGUCAGUAACAAAUUAUUUGAUGUGUUUCAAUCAAAGGCUGGAGUUGACCAAAUUCAUUCAGUGGCUCUUGUGAUGAAGGCAACUGAUAAUCGACUGAGUGAUCGACUGAUGUAUGUUUUUAAUUCAGUGAUGUCUCUGUUUGCAAAAGACCUAGAGAGAAACAUCAUAGCUCUCAUCACACACUCUGAUGGAAGAAAACCUAAAAAUGCCCUUAAAGCUCUUGAGGAGGCAAAAAUAAAAUGUGAUGAAAACAGGAAGAAUCCACCUGUUUACUUCCUCUUUAACAAUUGCCAACAUGAAGAUUGAACAGAUGAAAUAGAAUCUCUGAUAAGGGCUAACAAAUUGUGUGAGAAAGAGAUUAGCCAGUUUAUAACCUAUCUGGAGAAAAUGGAACCCCAAAAACUGAAGGAAACUAUGGACGUUCUGAAUGCACGCAUCAGUCUGUUGUCCUUCAUUCAAAAUUUAGAGGAAAACAUUACGCAAGCUGAAAUGAAACAGACAGAAUUUAAACAGAUUCAAGAUGCUCUAAAUAACUACAAAGACAUAAAGGAC
This is a messenger RNA of Girardinichthys multiradiatus, 1415 nucleotides long. RefSeq lists its product as uncharacterized. The transcript is spliced from 6 exons. Lineage: Eukaryota; Metazoa; Chordata; Actinopteri; Cyprinodontiformes; Goodeidae. The coding region runs from base 477 to 1169 and encodes 230 amino acids. Gene Ontology annotation, biological process: lipid metabolic process; intracellular signal transduction. Gene Ontology annotation, molecular function: phosphatidylinositol-4,5-bisphosphate phospholipase C activity; GTP binding. The record is from RefSeq and is a predicted model, not a curated record.